AUGGACAACGCGCCAUACCACUCGGUAAAGCUUGAAAAAUGCCAAACUACAAACUGGAGGAAGGCUGAUAUCGUCGAAUGGCUAGAAAGCAAAGGAGAAGUUGUUGACAAAAGUAUGAUAAUACCGGAACUUUUGAAAAUUGUCAAAAGGAUAAAACCGAUGUUACCGCCUUACCAUUGCGAGCUCAACCCUAUUGAGUUGGCUUGGUCUGUUGUGAAACAUCACGUGAAGUCCAACAACAAAACCUUUAAAUUGCCCGAUGUGAAAAAUCUUUUGGUUGAAGGAGUUGACAAAGUGGACGCUACAAUGUGGAAGAACUUCAUUAGCCACACUAUAAAAGAAGAAAAUAAGUUUUGGACUUUAGAUGACACAAUAGACGAUUUGACGGCUGAACAAGAUAGCAUAAUUAUGACCAUUGGAAAUAGUGACACUGAAGAUGACGAUUUCCAUCUUUUAUCAGAUUGA
Messenger RNA from Myzus persicae (green peach aphid), 465 nucleotides. RefSeq lists its product as uncharacterized. Gene Ontology annotation, molecular function: nucleic acid binding. Bases 1 to 465 code for a protein of 154 amino acids. The record is from RefSeq and is a predicted model, not a curated record. The transcript has 2 exons. Lineage: Eukaryota; Metazoa; Arthropoda; Insecta; Hemiptera; Aphididae.